AUGAUCCCAGGUCUCGGCUAUGGUCAUUCUCAAGGCUUUGGUUGGCCGCAGCCGCAGCAACAGCAACCGACGGUAGCAUCUCAAGUUCCUUACCCACAGUCGUGGCAGCCUCCGCGCGAGGGGCCCAACCUCAUCCCAGCAGCGCAGUACUACCAGUCGGACGAUGCACACAAGCCCCAGGCACCUAUGGCCUCGAGGGUACUUCCACCUACUGCGCCCAAGGGGCUUGUAAAGUCAACGAGUGACGAUGCCGAGGAGGGCGAGCUAAGCGACGGUGAACUUGACGAUGUCUACGAGCCGCAAGACACUGUUCCCGGUACCAGUGCCCAGCAACCUGACAAAGACUCGCGAGCGGCUACGAAGAUGGCCGGCCAGAACGGAAGCGAUAAUACUGGAUGCGCAACUGCCACCUGGUACGGCAGUGCGAAAGAUGACGGGAUCAAGACUCCCGCAGCUUCUGGCAUUGAUGAACGAGAGCGGUCCGGAUCCUACUCCCCUCACCUGUCUCCUCACGAAGUACACUCGCACAUUGAAGCGAAUAACCAACACAGUAGCUCUCCGCAGACACACGUGUUCCGUGGCCAGGCUUCCCAGUCUUCCCUGGCCGGCGCCGGUCAGCAGUCGGCCAAGAAAGCCAUGGAGGAUGCUCGGCAAAGAGCCCGGUCGGCCAUUCUCAGCUUGUGGCCGCUAGGUAUCCGUCAGCAGGACUAUGUCGACGAGGGCAUCGAUAGGACUGUUGUCAAGGACCUCUUGGCCGAGCUGAAACUGGAUCCGGGCACCCCAGGCCAGAGCAUCAUUCCUGGUCUCUCGACUACUACGCAACCACCGGGUCUCUCUCAGUCGUACGGCCAGUCCAGCUCUCAGGCUAUCAGUACGCCUGCACCAGCAUCAAUCUCGAAACCUACGGGUCCGGUGUCGUUCACGGCGGCUAAAUCAGCUGGGGAAGAGAGAAAAGAUCGAAUUGCGCGUCUAUUGGCAGCAAAGGGCGCAAAGCCCGCAUCGUCGGCGCCUAACAGCAGUACACAGGUUGCGAAUACGAGCGAGAAGACAACUGUUCAGCAACAGAAGCUCGAUGCCCUUCAAAAGUCCCGUGAAGCUCGAGCUCAGAAGGCCGUAGAACGAAAGGGGUCAUUGCAAGCGGCUCAGUCGAAGGAGACAUCCCCAGCAUCACCGACUCAGAGAUCCUUGUCAGCAACCGCUGUUGCCCCGACCGGUCCUUCUGCGAACCAAAAUGCCCAGGCUGGUCUCUCGCAGCAACCGGCUCCUCAAAUUGCUCCUGCGUCGACUAUUCCUGGUCUUUUCAUGGCCGCCCCACAACCUGCCUCUGUUACCCAGCGGAAACGACCUGUCGCAGCUGACUUCGUGUUCAGCUUGAAUGCCAACAAGCGGCCAUUUGGCCACACACAGCCAAGCAAGCCCUUUGUCAUCGAUGUCAGCGAUGCUUCUGACGACGAGGAUGUUGAGAUGGAGAUAGGGUCUCCCACGGACGAUCCAGUGAGCAUCCAACGCACCGACACGCCGUCUCGAAAGACGGCGUCUUUCCGUGACUUUCCCCCGUUAACAGAAGGUCUUCGCCAGCGCCAGCUCUCUAGCCCAGCUCCGAGCCAUGUCGUCACGCCUCAGUCUGGUAUCACAGGCACUCAGCCAAAGCAAGCCCAUAUUGACGUCAUGGAUAAACAGAUAGAGGCCAUGAAACGGAAGAUUGCUCUAGCUGAAGCUCGCGCCAAGCUGAAGGCUGCAAUGAGCAACCAGUCAGGUGUUCCGAAGUCCAACAGACAUACACCAGACACCACUCUUGAUUCAGAGAGUAGUAAGCCAGGCAUGCGGCGAGUUCAGUCUAUGGAUGCAUCCAGUGCAUCUGAUCAUCUCAACGGUCAGACGUCUCCGGCAAUGGCCGAACCCAGUAGUUCCAUGCGCCUACCCAGGCUGUCCGACAAGCGCGUCAAGGAUGACUCGAGCCGAGCCCAAAAGCUCCGCGUGGUCAGCACCAAUCUUCCUCUUAUGGAGAGUCGUUUGCAGGCGAAGAGGAGCAAGCUUCGCCUUCUUCAAUCGCAAAUGUCUCGUCUGGAGAGAGAGAUUGAGGAGGAGAUGGCGGAGAAGCAGAAGUUGACUGAGCAGAUGGAACAGCUCGACCAGGACUCCGAUGAAUCGGGCGAGCCCCAAAAUCAGCUCAAGAGCAAUUCUGUCGAUCCAGUUGUCACUCAGGCAGCGACAGGACUUCAGCCCAAGGCGCAAAGCCCAUUGCCUGCCGCCGCAGCAGCCCUUGCGGACCAGAGCACCGAUACAACUGCUGCAGCUUCCAAGGCCGCAGCCAUCAACCCCUCCCAGGCCCCUUCGACGGAACGUGACAGUAAAGCUUCUACUCCUCUGCGAGAAGAUGCGGUCAUUGGUAAAGCCGCAACAAGUUCCCCUAAAGACCCACCCUCCACAGAGAACCCAGUGUCUGCUGCUCCCAAGAUUCCUGUCAACCACGAGGUCGUAGGUAAUAACGCGGAGUCUCAGCCUGCUACAAGUGAUGAUGCCUCUGAUAUUGUCAUGGGCGAGUCUGAUGAUUCGAGUUCUUCGGAGCAAGACCGAGAGCCCUCUUCAAAUGCCUCCAAUCCCCCUGACAACACCACUUCCGCAGUGGCGACAAGGUCUCCAUCCUUCAGUCCAGUCGCGGCAGACAGCUCUGUCUCGCUAGUCAAUAGUGACACUGACUUGCAGCAACAAAGUUUUAGAGCCUCACCAAUCCCUGAGCAGAUCUCGCUAGGAGUCAAUGAGUCAACUCCUGAGCAGGGAGUUGAUGCCGUUAGAGAAGCCCUGCCCGUUACACAUAGCACUGCUGAGCCCUCAACCGCCGACCGCUUCACCCCCUACGAGAGUCCGCUCCAGUAUUUCCGUGCUUACCGAUAUCAUCCCAAAUUUGCUGAAACCGUCCCUGGCGGGCUUCGGUCCCUCACCUACAGCAAUAGGAUCGACCCGAACCUCCCCAUCUGCCCAGAUCAGCUGGCCAGCCGCGACUGUCCCAGGGGUGCUGACUGCAUUUACCAGCAUUUCGAGUCCAUGAAGCUGCCGGACGACCAAAUUCUCCUCCAGCUUGGCGGUACUACACACGAAGGGCCUGAAAGGGCAAAGUUCAAUGAGGGGUUGCGGAAGCUGCUCCAAGAGAUGAGAUCGCAGAACAUCAAGGACUUCCCCAGCAUUGCACAAGGCAUUGUCGACUAUCGCAAUCGCUUCAUCGGCGAUCCGUCAAAGAUCUUGCCUCUCGGCAACGUCUCGAUCUAG
This is a messenger RNA of Colletotrichum navitas, 3267 nucleotides long. RefSeq lists its product as uncharacterized. The transcript is spliced from 5 exons. The coding region runs from base 1 to 3267 and encodes 1088 amino acids. NCBI's taxonomy places the organism in Eukaryota, Fungi, Ascomycota, Sordariomycetes, Glomerellales, Glomerellaceae. Gene Ontology annotation, molecular function: metal ion binding. The record is from RefSeq and is a predicted model, not a curated record.